AGCUGGCGGCGGUGCUGCGGUUGGGAGGGAGUGCGGCAGGAGCCGCGCGGCCGAGGACUGAGGAAUUCCCGGGCCGGACGAACCGCCUUUACAGCGGUCGCCUUCUGGCCAACGCUCAGGACCCAGCGGAGAGCGUCACAGCCAUUACCACACUGAGUGACACACUUGAGAGGUCUUGAGAAGCCUGUGGGAAUCAGCUCUUUGUGACUGUGGGCUCCUUCCUGCUGCUGUUCAGAUCUGGCUUAGGAGACCUGUACUUUCCAGGCUGUUUGCACAUGUCCGGUCCUGCGAUUGAUUUCUGCUUGACAGAUUAACCAAAAGAAAGAGGACCUAAUCUGUCUACAUUCUGAGUGCUGCUCUUGGCAAGACCUUUGUUACAGGCCUUCAGGCCAAUUCUGCUCUGCUACCUUACCUUAACCCCCAGACAUCAUUCUGGGGUCCACCUGAGGUUGGCAGUGUGAAGAUGACCAGUGCCUUCCUAGCAUGACGACUUUGGACCAUGUGAUUGCAACCCAUCAGUCAGAGUGGGUCUCCUUCAAUGAAGAGCCACUCUUUGCCACCCCUUCCAAGGGGGGUACCGAAGAGCACCUCCCAGCAUUGUCAUCUUCCUCAGACCAGUCUGAGAACUCCUCUGCGGAGAACCACGUGGUGGAUGGGGGCUCUCAGGACCUUUCCCCCUCGGAGCAGGAUGACUCCUCUGAAAAGAUGGGCCUUAUCUCUGAAGCAGCUUCUCUACCUGGGACCCCUGAGCAGCCCCUACCUGAUCUGGCUUCAGCCAUCAGCAGCUGGGUUCAGUUUGAAGAUGACAUGCCCUGGGCCAGCACAUCACCACCUCAUAAAGAAACAGCCCUACCAUUGACCAUGCCCUGCUGGACGUGCCCUUCCUUGGACUCCCUACGAAGAUGCCCUCUGACAUCUGAGAGCAGCUGGACUACCCAUUCUGAAGAUACCAGCAGUCCUAGUUUUGGCCGUUCAUACACAGACCUGCAGGGCAUCAAUGCUGAGGAGCAGACGAGUGGUCAGGCUUCUGGGGCUGACUCAACUGACAAUUCUUCUUCACUCCAGGAAGAUGAAGAGGUAGAGAUGGAGGCCAUCGGCUGGCAGGCCAGCAGUCCAGCCAUGAACGGGCAUCCCGCCCCUCCAGUGACCUCUGCUCGUUUCCCCAGCUGGGUCACUUUUGAUGACAAUGAAGUCAGCUGCCCUUUGCCACCAAUCACCUCUGCUCUGAAGCCGAAUACACCACCUAGUUUAUCAGUGAUCCCAGAUGUACCUUGUAACUCAACAGGGUCAUUUAAGAAGCGAGACCGUCCCAAGAGCACUUUGAUGAACUUGCCCAAAGUUCAGAAGCUGGACAUUUCCUCUUUAAACCGUCCACCUUCCAUAACGGAGUCUCCACCCUGGAGCGCAACUAACCCUUUUCUGAAUAAGACUCUGCAGGAUGUACAGCCCUCCCCUAUCAACCCUUUUAGCGCUUUUUUUGAGGAGCAAGAGAGGCGCUCCCAAAACAGUGCCAUUUCCAGUACCACAGGCAAAAGCCAGAGAGAUUCCCUUAUUGUCAUCUACCAGGAUGCCAUCAGUUUUGAUGACUCAAGCAAAAACCAGUCACAUUCUGAUGCUGUUGAAAAACUCAAACAACUGCAAAUUGACGAUCCUGAUCAAUUUGGUAGUGCAACGCUCCCUGAUGACGACCCAGUAGCCUGGGUUGAACUAGAUGCUCACCUACCUGGGUCAGCACCAUCCCGGUGCAGGGAUGGUUGGCCAAUGAUGCUGAGAAUCCCUGAGAAGAAAAACAUCAUGUCUUCCAGGCACUGGGGACCAAUCUUCAUCAAACUGACCGACAGUGGCUACCUGCAGCUAUAUUAUGAGCAGGGCCUAGAAAAACCAUUUCGUGAGUUCAAGUUGGAGAGUUGCCAUGAGAUUUCAGAACCCCGGCUUCAGAACUAUGAUGAGAAUGGCAGGAUCCACAGCUUGCGGAUAGACCGUGUCACCUACAAGGAGAAGAAGAAGUACCAGCCCAAACCUGCUGUGGCCCACACGGCAGAGAGGGAGCAAGUGAUUAAGCUGGGUACCACCAAUUACGAUGACUUUCUGAGCUUCAUCCAUGCAGUUCAGGACCAGCUCAUGAAUCUCCCAGUGUUGUCAAUGGACUUGAGUACAGUUGGCUUGAGCUACCUUGAAGAGGAGAUCACAGUGGAUGUCAGAGAUGAAUUCUCUGGUGUUGUCAGAAAAGGAGACAACCAGAUUCUCCAGCACCAUGUCUUGACACGGAUCCACAUUCUGAGUUUCCUUUCUGGGCUUGCAGAGUGCCGCCUGGGUCUCAAUGACAUCCUCGUCAAAGGGAACGAAAUAGUUUCACGGCAGGACAUCAUGCCCACCACCACCACAAAGUGGAUCAAGCUCCAUGAGUGCCGCUUUCAUGGGUGUGUGGACGAAGAUGUGUUUAACAACUCACGGGUUAUUCUGUUUAACCCCCUGGACGCCUGCCGGUUUGAGCUGAUGCGGUUCAGGACGGUGUUUGCUGAGAAGACCUUGCCUUUCACACUCAGGACAGCAGCAAGCAUCAAUGGGGCGGAAGUGGAGGUGCAGAGCUGGCUGAGGAUGUCAACUGGCUUCUCCUCUAAUAGAGACCCCCUCACUCAGGUUCCCUGUGAGAAUGUGAUGAUCCGUUACCCUGUGCCCAGUGAGUGGGUGAAAAACUUCCGUAGGGAGAGUGUCCUGGGGGAAAAGUCUUUGAAAGCCAAAGUGAACCGGGGGGCAAGUUUUGGCUCCACUAGUGUCUCUGGCUCUGAGCCUGUCAUGAGGGUCACCCUGGGAACUGCCAAGUACGAGCAUGCCUUCAACUCCAUUGUGUGGAGGAUAAACCGACUGCCUGACAAAAACUCAGCUUCUGGUCACCCACACUGUUUCUUUUGCCACCUUGAACUUGGCUCUGACCGGGAAGUGCCUUCCAGAUUUGCCAACCAUGUGAAUGUUGAUUUCAGCAUGCCCACAACUUCUGCCUCCAAAGCUGCUGUAAGAUCCAUCUCUGUGGAAGACAAGGCUGAUAUCAGGAAGUGGGUCAACUAUUCUGCACACUACAGCUACCAGGUGGAAAUUGAGCAAAAAAAAAGUUUGAAGCCAGACUUCGAAGGAGAUGAAACGGAAAAUCCCAAGGAGUGUGGAGUACAGUGACAAGACCCUACAGCAAAGAACCCUGACUCAAGAGUCACGACAGGGUGUCAUCUUACCUAGCUGAAGCUUAAGUCAAUGCCUGCUGUGGCCACUCCCAAGUUGGGAACAGUGUGUCAGACCGUCCUGUUCGCAGUUACGUGCGUUUUAACAGGAAAUCCUGAGGUGGUUGCUUUGGAGAAGCUCUUUGACUCUGCUCACACCUGAAGCACAUGGUUUACCUGACUUCUGGGACUGACAGUAUAAUUAAGCCUCCUUAUCUCUCUCUGCUUAUCUCACAACACUGGAAUGUGCUUUGUUUUGACAGGAGAGAACCUCCCACAUCAGUGUUGACAUGAUUUCCUUGUGAAAGUCAUCUGUCACUCACAUGAGUUUCUAGAAAAGACCGUCUUGAGAAGUUAAGUAAGAAUCUAUCUUUUGCUCCCUCUAGAAAAGGUUCAGAAAAGGUGCAAAUAAAUUUCCUCUUUGGGUCUACUAGACCUUUGGCAGGUCUGUCUGUUCUGUGAUUGUUAACACUAUACAACAGAACUUUUGACAUGUUUCCCUCCUGGCUCUAGAUUGUUUAGAUUGAAACCCUUUUUCUAUCUUUCUAAGGUUGGUUUCAGUCCCAGGAUUUGCUAUCCUGAGUUAUAAUAGACAAUGGAUAGACCCAAUAGGAUACGUUUUUAUUCUGUGAAUGGACCCACAUUCAUCAAAAGGGCAACUAUUAAAGGAAGGCACAAGAUUAAGCUUAUUUUUCUUCAUUCUGGGGAAAAGAGACAUUAAGUGUAAGAUUAUAUUCACUUUUCAGAAGAUAGUUUCAAUCUUAGUGAAUACCUAAAUUCAUACUGAAAAAGACAGGCUACUUCUGAAUCCUGAAACAACUAUGGGCAUAUAUUACCUCAAGCAUUUGUAAAGGGCAUUUGGGAGUUCUUUUUAUACCUCAUAGUCAGUAGACCAGUGUAUGUCUCCUUAACCCAAACUUUAUGUAGGAAAUUUAGGCUGAAAAGAUAAUUUUAAAAGCUAUUCUAAAAUUAAGCUUGAAUGAGCUUUCCCCCAAAAUUCAGAAUUUAAUAAUCACAGUAUUUUAAUAGAUCAAAAAGGUCUCUCUAGCAUAAAGAGGGGGGAAAAACCAUAUUUUUCUAAUAUUGGGUAUAUUGAAAUCCUGAGUUCAGUGGUCAGAACUCCCUUUUUCCUCCUUCUGUUCCUAGGACAGUCAUCAUCUUUCUCGACUAUCCCUGCUCUCUUCUGCCUCUUAUUUACACCGUGGUGUUCUCUCCAGUGAAGAAAAGAGCGAGGGGACAGGGGGCAGACAUGAGCUCAUUUGCCAAUGAGGCAGAAAUAGACAGCAGUAUCUCCAGUUUGGGGAGCUGUUAGAUUCAAGAUUAAUUUAUUAAGUGAACAGUCAUUGAAUACUAACUAUGUACUGACACUAGCAUAUAGAAACCUUUACAGUGUUCUGAAAUAAUCUGAAUCUAAGACUGAAACUAAAAGAGUGACAUUGCAUAGGCAUUAAUGAGAAAGCCUGUUCUGGGAUUUUAAACUGUGGCCCUCUGAGUAGAGUGGAGUGUGUAUUUGAUGGGAAGGAUAUUAGAAAGACCUGGUUUCACAGCAGUUUACAUAGAAAUGUUUUCUUAGGGAAAUGGAAGUUCAGUUUUAAAUUAGCAACACAUUGUGGCUAUUCACAAAGCUAAUGCACUCAACCUGUGUUAAAAGUUCAGGGAUGCCAUAAAGGUUAGUCUACAUCUAGUUGGAGUGUUGGGUACAAUUAUGGGUACCAUAUUUUAAGAUGAGUUAAUAAAUUAAUCAACUAAUAAUUGAUUGUGUCCAUAGGCAGGUGACCAGGGUUGUGAAGGGUCUGACUCUUUAGGGAACAAGGUAAUAGCUUUUGCAAAGAACAGAAGGUAUUGUGGGAAGCAGGAAGCAGGUGCAGACAAGGAGGGAAUGAUGUGAUAGCUGCCUCGAAAUUUCUGUUGAGCUGUAAAAUGGAAGGGGAAUUAGACUUCUUUGUGACUUUAAAGAGCAAAAUAUGAACAAAAAGGAACUUAACAGAUGACAGAUGAUGCUUCAAUAUAAAAAAUUUCUAGCAAAUGUUCUGAAGAGGAAUGGACUCAUAGUAAAAUUUCCUAUUGGUGCAAAUGUCUGAGAUUUAAAAUAACUGCCUACCUCAGGCGCUAUGAAAAGGACUCUGACAUUGGAUGUGGUCUUAGAUGACCACUGGGAUCCCUUCUAGAUGUAGGUGUAAUCUCAAUAAGGUUCUCUAAGUCAGUUGUCUUUUCUUUCAGAUAUGGUUUUUCAUGCUCUGUGAAAUACAGUGGAAUCCCUUUGAGGUCUUCGGCAAGGGAUUCCAAGGCAUAUUCUGCCGCCCUCCGUGCACUAAAGUAUUUGAGAUUCCUCAUAGAACAACCAGAUGGGUUAGGGAAUUGUCAAGGUGAAUGAAGGUCAUCCCGGCACCUUCUUUACUUAUUGAAGCCUAGAAUCCUGUCAAGAUCUCAGCCUCAUCUUUUGGUGUCACAUGUGUUUGUGAGAUCUUAUUUUUCCCCUCUUGGUUAAUUCUCAAUGCCUUCAUGCUUUUUUUCUUUCUUUUUUUUUUUUUUAAUAGAGAUGAGAGUUAUGUUGCUUGAGAUGGUCUCAAAGUUCUGACUUCCAGCAGUCCUCCUACCUUGGCCAUUCAAAAUGCUGGGAUUACAGGCAUGAGC
Molecule: messenger RNA, 5846 nt
Organism: Otolemur garnettii (small-eared galago)
Lineage: Eukaryota; Metazoa; Chordata; Mammalia; Primates; Galagidae
Gene: STON2
Product: stonin 2
Exons: 8
Coding region: 484-3171 (895 amino acids)
Biological process (GO): regulation of endocytosis; synaptic vesicle endocytosis; clathrin-dependent endocytosis
Cellular component (GO): AP-2 adaptor complex; synaptic vesicle
Molecular function (GO): clathrin-cargo adaptor activity
Source: RefSeq, a predicted model, not a curated record